Amoebophrya sp. A25 is the source of this 216-nucleotide messenger RNA. NCBI's taxonomy places the organism in Eukaryota, Dinophyceae, Syndiniales, Amoebophryaceae. The record is from the annotation of a GenBank genome assembly.
AUGACCUCCGGGCGGUUGUGCCUACUUGGGGCGCUUGGCUGCGGGGUCUGUCCCACUGAUCAGACUCGUCAGACCGCGUCGACAAACUUGGAGCGCUUGCCCGUGGGAUCUGCCUGGCCAGAGUUGUCAGAUCGGUCGCGUCGCCUCUUUUGGAUUCCAAAGCCCAGCAAACUCGGGGCGGGUGCUUGGCUGACGGGUCUGGUUUCUUUGAUAAAG